AUGAAUGUUCCAGUAAAGCCAAUCAACAGCUGGUCAAGAGGAAUCCAACGUCAUCUUCUGGUGGAACCGACCUUCGAAUCUCUUCACCCCCAACCUAUUUCAUUCGAAAUGGAAGUAAGCUCAAAUAUUAUGAAACAAGAGAUUCCUCGGAACCCAAUUUUUCUUCGCAUAUGUUCCAGUAAAUCCAAUCGACAGUUGGUCAAGAGGAAUCCCCUGGCGGCCGUCUUCUGGCAAAAUCCACCUUCGACUCUUGCCACCCGCGUCUUCCGCUCAACAGAAGAGAAGCGAAGCAACCAAGAGCAUUGUGUCAUUGGCGACGAAGAGCUGGACAAGCGUUCGUUCGGACAUUGA
Molecule: messenger RNA, 351 nt
Organism: Protopolystoma xenopodis
Lineage: Eukaryota; Metazoa; Platyhelminthes; Monogenea; Polystomatidea; Polystomatidae
Source: the annotation of a GenBank genome assembly